UAUUUUUUGGUUUAGAAUUAGUGAUACACUUAGGUAUCUACCUGAAUUGCAUGUUCAUUUAGUCUCCAUAACUAUACCUACUUGCUUCAAGAAUUUCAUGCUUCGAAUCAGGAUGAAAGAAUUUUUGAAUUUAUUCUGUGUUUUUACAUCAAUUUUGAUCGUCGAUUCGACGGUAAAGGUGAUGGAUACAAUACCUCAAAUUCAAAAGAACACUUUUCCUGCAUUAAUAAUGCAAGGACCAUUCAAGCUCAUGUACCCAGCUGUUCCCAGAGAAAGGGUUAAUAAUGACGAGAUGUUCACGUUCGAAAAAUUUGAUUUGGCCAUUUCUUAUCUAUGCCCGCGAGAGAAUUCUUUGGAAGUAGAGGCUAGUAAAGAAGUACAAUGUACAAAUAAACUCACAGUUCUCAACAGGCCAAGUGGUGAUGCAUGUGGUAACGACAACAGAAUAGAAUAUAAUAUCGGUUAUGGAUUCAUAAUAAGACGUCCUCUUUUUAAUCCGAGGAAAAAAGAUGAAAAAGUGGAGUAUCCUUUGUACUCAUCGUGCUACGAUAAAUUAGAUAAAAGAAUUUAUCACGUAGAAUACGAGCUGAGGCACAGAAAUAAAUUGUAUGAAAUAUCAAGCAAAAUAUACCCUGAGCAACAACUCGAGGAGAUUACUAAACAUCAUUUGGAAUUUCGCAAAGUAAUGGCUAACAAAUUUGAUGAACAACAACGAGCACGAACAGGCAAGCCUCCAAAAAUUAUUGUAUCACAACAGUUAUCGAAAUUUGAAAAUAAAGGGGAAAAAACCGAUGGGGAAGGCUACUUGAUUCCAUUUCAAUUAGUUUCACAUGAAGAUAUGAUUUUAUACAACUGGAAGUUAGCCACAUUCAAUGAAAUGAACUAUAGUCUCAUUUGGAGUAACAUAGCCGACAAUGCGUGGAAAAAACUCAACGAUUUUUUGAGAACCACAAUGAUAAAGAGCAACUACAAUCUUCACACUUACUCUGGAGUUCACGAUUACACAGAACAAGGAUAUCCUCGUUAUUUAUGGAAAUUUUUACGCGUCAAUUUUAAAGGCGGCAUAGUUGUAGUCAUACAUAAUCAUGCUCCCGGCGAUACAGAUACCUACGAUCCUUUGUGCGCUGAGCACAGUUGCGAAGAAUAUGUUUUACCUUAUAUGAAUCAAAAAAACAAAAAUUUAGGAUACACGUAUUGCUGUCUUACGAAAGAAUUAAAGAAGAAAAUCCCUUUCUUCAACCAACAUUUCUUAGAAAUUGACCCCCUAAUGAUUUCAGAUUUAUUCACCGUCAACGACGAUAUAGAUGUCUCCCCACCACCGUCUCCUCCUGUAAUCGUCCCUGCGCCUGUAAAAACCACUCCUGUACCAACUGCCCCAGCCCCUAACUUUCGACGGGAAGCGGCGCCUUAUGAUCCAAAGAAACGUUCUAGAAGAAGACCAAUACAGCUAGAAUCAAUUGAAGCUACACAAGAGUCUGAGAAACAUUCGGUUAAGCAUGAAGAAGACGAUGAUGCUACUAAAGAAUUGAAAAGGAAAAUCGAGCAAUUCAAAUCGGGCCGAGAACCGUCUGGUAAGCAAUCGGUUGAUGUCUCGGUCAAUAAUGCAGAAGUUAAAGCAUUGAGAAAUAAGAUUGAGGACUUCGUUGGGUAAAGGCUUCAGCCCGGUAGAUAGAAAAUGUUUUGAAUUUUUCCAACGAAGUACAAUCUACGUUUGAGAAACGAGGAGGAAAUACAACUGAAAGGAGACAAUAUUUUAAAUGUGGGAAUUCACCAUUGUUAAUAAAUUUUAUAGAAAUGAAGAGUGAUAUUCCAAAACUCGCUUUGUCCAUUUUUAUCAAAGUUGAGUUUUCAGUGGUACCUGAUAGAUGAAGUAUUAACUAUUAACUCACAUUCCUACAUCAUCAACCUACCAAAAUGAGGUUUUAAACUCACCUAAAUAGCCAAUUCACUAAAAUUUAAAAAAAAAAAUAAUGUUCCAAAACGCGCUUUUUCCAUUUUUAUUGAAAUUUUUUUCAGCAGUAUUUAGUGGAUGAAAUGUAUACCUACACUCCUACAUCAUAAAUCCACCCAAAUAAAGUGCUAAACUCGCCUAAAAAGCCAAUUUACCCGUUUAAAGGGAAACUGUUUUUCCUCUCUCCUGAAAAGUUGUGAAAAUGGACAAAGCGAGUUUUGGAAUAUCACUCUUCAAAUGUUUCCCAUUUCACAAUUAGAUAUAGAUUUUUCAAGUAUUAGCCUAUCACAUAAGAUUUUACAUAAGUGUUCAGUAAUUUAAUGUAUCUAUCUAUGUAUCUCGUUUGCAAUGUGCAAUCGUAUACAUGUCUACGUGCCUACAAUGUACAUACCUAUAAUAGGUACAUAGGUACCUACCUAAUUAAUUAUACACGAACUUUAAAAAAU
Messenger RNA from Planococcus citri (citrus mealybug), 2397 nucleotides. RefSeq lists its product as uncharacterized. The transcript has 7 exons. The record is from RefSeq and is a predicted model, not a curated record. NCBI's taxonomy places the organism in Eukaryota, Metazoa, Arthropoda, Insecta, Hemiptera, Pseudococcidae. Bases 98 to 1651 code for a protein of 517 amino acids.